GACUACAUUAAUUUAAAAAACUACAAUUACUGGAUAUUCAAUCUGCCGUCAAAGGGUUACAAGUGUCGUGAUCAACGGAGGAGUUAAAUAGGAGUGAACUCCGGGUUGAGCGAGAGAAGUGGGAGAGAGAGAGCAGUCCAAGCCGUCGUGCGAAUAUGUCUGAGCCUAUUAGAGUUCUGGUGACCGGCGCUGCUGGACAGAUUGCCUAUUCCCUGUUGUUCAGCAUUGCCAAGGGAGAUGUCUUUGGCAAAGAUCAGCCAGUCAUCUUGCUCCUUUUGGACAUUACGCCCAUGUUGCCAGUCCUGGAUGGUGUUGUCAUGGAGCUGCAGGACUGUGCCCUCCCACUUCUGAGAGAUAUUGUCCCCACAGACAAGGAGGAGGUGGCCUUCAAGGACCUGGACGCAGCCAUCUUGGUGGGCUCCAUGCCCAGGAAGGAAGGCAUGGAGAGGAAGGACCUGCUCAAAGCCAACGUGGCCAUCUUCAAGAGUCAGGGCGCCGCCCUGGAGAAGUACGCCAAGAAAACCGUCAAGGUGCUGGUUGUGGGAAACCCUGCCAACACCAACUGUCUGAUUGCAGCCAAGUCUGCUCCCUCCAUCCCCAAAGAGAAUUUCUCCUGCCUCACUCGUCUGGACCACAACAGGGCUCGCUCUCAGGUGGCAAUGCGUUGUGGCGUUCCUGCCACCCAUGUGAAAAAUGUGAUCAUCUGGGGCAACCACUCGUCUACCCAGUACCCAGACGUGCAUCACUGCUUGGUCAACAUGUCUGGUAGCGAGCUCGCCUGCUUUGAAGCAGUCAAGGAUGAUGCCUGGCUUAAAGGAGAUUUCAUCGCUACAGUGCAGCAGAGAGGCGCUGCGGUCAUCAAGGCCAGGAAGCUGUCCAGUGCCAUGUCUGCGGCCAAGGCCAUCUGUGACCACAUGAGAGACAUCUGGUCAGGCACCCCCGAGGGUGAGUUCAUCUCCAUGGGUGUUUACUCCUCUGCCAACUCCUAUGGAGUCCCAGAAGACCUCAUCUACUCAUUCCCUGUCCAGAUUAAGGACAAGAACUGGAAGAUUGUGGAAGGCCUGGCCAUCAACGACUUUUCCCAAAUGAAGAUGGAUGCCACAGCAGCAGAGCUGAUGGAGGAGAGAGACACAGCUGUGGCUUUCCUAGGAGUAUGACUAGACCCUGCAAGGCCACCCAACCAACACUUAGACAGCCCCAAAACUCCAGACGCACGCCUGUGACGAAGCACUCUACCAACCUCUGUAUUACUGUGUGUGUGUGUGUGUGUCUGUCUGUGUGUCUGUGUGUGUCUGUGUGUGUCUGACCUUACACAAACACAGAGUAAGUGUUUAUGAGUGUAAAGUUGGAUUUCAACUUGUGCGUUGGGAGGCUACGGUGUAGAAACUAAUCCUAUGCACAUAGCAACCGUAGCUUUAGCUACGCUAAGGUGCGCCUUUUAAAAAAAUGUACAGCAGCUAUGGAGAUUCCAAAUGUAGACCGUGAUUGGCUAGCCUGGGUUUCCUUCAAAAGUUUUUGAUACCGGUGCAGGCAUAUUCUGUUUACUUUGGCUACACAUGAAGUCUCCUUUUCAGUAGACACCAAAGACACCUACAGAAGGGGCACUUCACACUAUGAUGCACAAGUAUAAUUCCACCUUAAGUGUACAGUAUAUACUGAAAGUCCACCAAAUUUGUUACCAGCUAUUUUUUUUUCUCUGGGUUUAAGUAAAACAUGGAUGGUUGUUACAUAAAAUCAAUGAUGCACUAAGUCCUCGAACACUGGAAUGGAUAACGUUUAAGCUAAAUAAUAAAAAACCUGUAGUAA
Sander lucioperca (pikeperch) is the source of this 1806-nucleotide messenger RNA. RefSeq names its product malate dehydrogenase 1Ab, NAD (soluble) (gene mdh1ab). The record is from RefSeq and is a predicted model, not a curated record. Gene Ontology annotation, molecular function: L-malate dehydrogenase (NAD+) activity. The transcript is spliced from 9 exons. Lineage: Eukaryota; Metazoa; Chordata; Actinopteri; Perciformes; Percidae. Gene Ontology annotation, biological process: tricarboxylic acid cycle; malate metabolic process; oxaloacetate metabolic process. Gene Ontology annotation, cellular component: cytosol; mitochondrion. The coding region runs from base 156 to 1157 and encodes 333 amino acids.